AUGACCAUCACAGUCUUCAAUUUACUUCUGACAUUGCUCAGCCUGAUCACACUCACAACAGCAACCUCAAACCACGGCCACAACCAACAUCAACAUCCCAUCACAAUGUCCAAAUCACUCAAUGUCUUCAAACAACCCCUCGCCCUCCACUCCACCUCCCCCAUGACCGGCUACCUCCGCAACGGCUACUGCGAAGUCCCCGCCUCCGACUUCGGAAACCACGCCGUCGCAGCAGAAGUCACAGAAGAGUUCCUCGACUUCUCCGCCAAGAACGGCAACGACCUUCGAAGCAUCGGUGGCAUGAAGGGUGGCUGCAAGUGGUGCCUUUGUGCGAGCAGGUGGCUGGAAGCUUUCGAGGCGAGGGGGAAAGAGGGCGACAAGAUUGUGCCAAAGGUGUUCUUGAAUGCUACGAAUGAGAAGGCGUUGGGGAAGAUCAAUCUGGAUGAUCUCAAGGCGUUCGCUGCGGAUAAGAAGGAGUAG
Messenger RNA from Fulvia fulva, 480 nucleotides. RefSeq lists its product as uncharacterized. The record is from RefSeq and is a predicted model, not a curated record. The transcript is spliced from 2 exons. Lineage: Eukaryota; Fungi; Ascomycota; Dothideomycetes; Mycosphaerellales; Mycosphaerellaceae. The coding region runs from base 1 to 480 and encodes 159 amino acids.